UGUUGAGAGUACUGCUCUAAGGCUGAUCACAGCUUUGGGCAGCUCUGAAGUCCAACCACAGUUUACACGAUUCCUCAGUGAUCCCAAAACAGUUCUUUCAGCAGAAUCAGAAGAGCUCAACAGGGCUUUGAUCCUAACUCUAGCAAGGGCAACACAUGUCACAGACUUUUUCACAGGCUCUGAUUCAAUCCAGGGAACUUGGUGCAAGGAUAUAUUGCAGACUAUCAUGAGUUUUACUCCACAUAACUGGGCAUCACAUACACUAAGCUGUUUUCCGGCUCCUCUGCAGGUGUUCUUCAAGCAGAAUAACGUACCUCAGGAAAGCCGCUUUAACUUGAAGAAGAAUGUGGAAGAAGAAUACCGAAAGUGGAAGUCUAUGACCAAUGAGAAUGAUAUAAUUACACACUUUUCUAUACAAGGAUCACCCCCACUUUUCCUUUGUCUCCUAUGGAAGAUGUUGUUAGAGACUGAUCAUAUUAAUCAAAUUGGCUACAGAGUGUUAGAAAGAAUUGGGGCCAGAGCUCUGGUGGCACAUGUCAGGACAUUCGCAGAUUUCUUGGUGUAUGAAUUCUCUACCUCUGCAGGAGGCCAGCAGCUCAAUAAAUGUAUUGAGAUUCUCAAUGAUAUGGUGUGGAAAUACAACAUUGUAACACUGGAUAGGUUGAUUCUGUGUUUGGCUAUGCGUAGUCAUGAAGGAAAUGAAGCUCAAGUCUGUUACUUCAUAAUUCAGUUACUCUUACUGAAGCCUAAUGAUUUCAGAAACAGAGUGAGUGAUUUUGUGAAAGAGAAUUCUCCGGAGCACUGGCUACAGAAUGACUGGCAUACUAAGCAUAUGAGUUAUCACAAGAAAUAUCCUGAAAAGCUGUAUUUUGAAGGCUUGGCAGAGCAGGUCAAUCCCCCAGUUCAGAUCCAGCCGCAGUACCUACCAAUUUAUUUUGGAAAUGUAUGCCUGCGCUUUCUGCCAGUGUUUGACAUUGUAAUCCAUAGAUUUCUGGAAUUGCUUCCAGUGUCCAAAUCACUGGAGACUUUAUUGGAUCAUCUGGGAGGUUUAUACAAAUUCCAUGACCGACCAGUGACUUACCUGUACAACACUCUUCAUUAUUACGAGCUGCAUCUCAGAGAGCGCACGAACCUCAAGCGAAAACUUGUUCAUGCCAUAAUUGGCUCUCUCAAAGACAAUCGCCCGCUGGGCUGGUGUCUGAGUGAUACUUAUCUAAAAUGUGCUAUGAAUGCCCGAGAAGAAAAUCCAUGGGUUCCUGAUGACACUUACUAUUGCAAGCUCAUUGGAAGACUAGUAGACACUAUGGCAGGCAAAUCACCUGGUCCAUUUCCAAAUUGUGACUGGAGAUUCAAUGAGUUCCCUAACCCAGCUGCCCAUGCUCUCCACGUCACCUGUGUGGAGCUCAUGGCUCUGGCUGUUCCCGGGAAGGAUGUGGGCAACGCGCUACUGAAUGUUGUGCUGAAGAGUCAGCCCCUGGUGCCAAGAGAAAAUAUCACAGCUUGGAUGAAUGCAAUUGGACUAAUUAUCACAGCCUUACCAGAGCCAUACUGGAUUGUUCUCCAUGAUCGCAUUGUGAGCGUCAUCAACAGUCCCAGCUUGACAUCAGAGACUGAGUGGGUUGGUUACCCAUUCCAGCUGUUUGAUUUCACAGCAUGUCACCAGUCUUACUCUGAGAUGAGUUGUAGCUACACUUUGGCUCUGGCACACGCUGUCUGGCAUCAUUCUAGCAUUGGACAGCUUUCUCUCAUUCCUAAGUUCCUCACAGAAGUAUUGAUACCCAUAGUGAAAACAGAGUUCCAGUUACUCUACGUUUACCACCUUGUUGGUCCUUUUCUACAACGGUUCCAGCAGGAGAGGACACGAUGCAUGAUAGAGAUUGGAGUGGCAUUUUAUGAAAUGCUCCUGAAUGCAGAUCGCUACAGCUCACACCUGAACUACAUGGAUCCUAUAUGUGACUUCUUGUAUCAUAUGAAGUAUAUGUUUACAGGUGACAGUGUGAAAGACCAAGUUGAGAAAAUAAUUUGUAAUUUAAGACCAGCUUUGAAACUUCGGUUACGCUUCAUAACACACAUCAGCAAAAUGGAACCAGCUGCUGUUCCACAACAACCUCUCAAUAAUGGGUCACCAGCUCAACAGCCCAGCCAAGUGCCUGUUAAUGUUACUUUGCCAGUAACACAGUGAAACGCAGUGUCCCACCAGCCUUGAUGUCAAGGGUUCCUUCUGUUUGAUCAAGGUGAAACACCAUCUGAUCUGAAAUCUGGUAUGCUCUACAAAAGGAAAGAGAACCAUGUACAGAUUUUAGCUUCAUUUUCUUUUGCAUAAUGAAGCUGUCUUAAUGGCAUGCAUGCCAAUCUCCUUACCUAUUUAUAUCAGACACUAGAUGAGGUAUAUUUUGCCUUUCUCUGAAAGCACUCAGUAAAGAUUCUCUGCAAGCAAAUACAUGGAUUUCUGAAGAUUUUACAAUAUCCUGCUGCCUA
Antrostomus carolinensis (chuck-will's-widow) is the source of this 2478-nucleotide messenger RNA. Its product is annotated as mediator of RNA polymerase II transcription subunit 23. NCBI's taxonomy places the organism in Eukaryota, Metazoa, Chordata, Aves, Caprimulgiformes, Caprimulgidae. Gene Ontology annotation, cellular component: transcription regulator complex; mediator complex. The record is from RefSeq and is a predicted model, not a curated record. Gene Ontology annotation, biological process: regulation of transcription by RNA polymerase II; positive regulation of gene expression. The annotation marks the transcript as partial. The transcript has 13 exons.